This is a messenger RNA of Diutina rugosa, 399 nucleotides long. RefSeq lists its product as uncharacterized. Bases 1 to 399 code for a protein of 132 amino acids. NCBI's taxonomy places the organism in Eukaryota, Fungi, Ascomycota, Pichiomycetes, Serinales, Debaryomycetaceae. The record is from RefSeq and is a predicted model, not a curated record. The transcript has a single exon.
AUGCCCUAUCUCAGACGCUGUCAAAACGGCUUCCGUCUGCCCGAAGGCGCUGAGGGUAAUUCCGAUCGCUCGGGUGACGGGAACUUUCUUUUUUUCCAUAGAGAAGGAUCUGCGGCACGGCCGUGCAUAACGAUGAGUCAAAGAAAAAUAUCGCUUAGAAAAGUAUAUAAGCACCACCUGGGUCGCCCUGUUUUCAAACUCAUCAUCAAACAACAACAACCACCACUUGAAACAAUGUCUGCUACCACCAUGCCUGCCACCACCCAAAUCAAGCUCACCGGUGCCGCUAAGGAAGCCGCCAUCAUGCAAGAAAUCAGAGCUCUGCAAAAGCCCACCGCUCCCGCCGUCGCCCUGUUCAACUUCUUGGGUUCGUUCUUCAACGUUGGUUUCAAGAACUAA